Messenger RNA from Zea mays, 2617 nucleotides. RefSeq lists its product as uncharacterized. Gene Ontology annotation, cellular component: GPI-anchor transamidase complex; membrane. The transcript has 7 exons. Lineage: Eukaryota; Viridiplantae; Streptophyta; Magnoliopsida; Poales; Poaceae. Gene Ontology annotation, biological process: attachment of GPI anchor to protein. Bases 236 to 2392 code for a protein of 718 amino acids. The record is from RefSeq and is a predicted model, not a curated record.
UCUACUGUUCUUCAUAAGUGCCAGCUUCCUCUUCUAUCUCCGAUACAGCAACAUAGACCGGAUGUCACAGUGACCACCGCCCUCUAGCUCGUCGCCUCGUCGGCGUGCCCAGCUUCUGGUCCAGCGCGUCGCCUCCGCUGCUGCUGGGCCCGACGCCCAACUACCGUGCCGAGGUCCCAGGCAGGAAGCAUCUUGGCGUACGUGCCGCCGGCGACAAGCACCCACCACACCAGUCAUGAAGUCGUUAGCCAAGCAAGAGACACAGCCAAAAUCGCGGCUCAUUGUGCGCCUUGGUGUAUUCCUUGCAUCUCACCACAUUCUGUUCAGUGUUAUAUGCUGCUAUGCAGGCAUUAUCGCGCUACUACUCCUUCCUUCACUUGCAAAAAACACAUACCUCUCGGAGAAUGCUCUUAUACCUGGCUCUGCAAAUCCAUUAUUUUCUACUGAAGAUGCCAUUGAAGCAAACAGAUUUAUGAAAGCAAUUGAAGCUGUGGCUAGAGACUCAAGCAGUGUAAUAGGCAUGGCAAAUUUCAUAGCACAACAAAUAGAAGAUCUAGGUGCAGAAGUGUGUUACCAAAAGUUUCUCCCUCAUGGCAAGAAUUUUCACCCUCUGAAGUUCUUCACCUCCAUGACAAAUGAUAUUGCAAUUCAACCUAAUGGCACUGCCACCAAUUUUGGGAUAAAUACUAUCGGCAUUUUACGAGCUCCUCGUGGCGAUGGAAAAGAAGCAAUAGUGCUGGUUACUCCUUAUAAUUCUCAAAGAGUUCAGUCGAAUGAAUUAUUAUCGCUGGCUCUUGGUUUCUCUGUCUUCUCUCUCUUAAGUCGAGCAGCAUGGCUGUCCAAGGAUGUUGUGUGGUUAUCUGCAGACUCACAGUUUGGAGAGUAUGCUGCAGUCUCUGCAUGGCUAAACCAGUAUCAUAAUCCCGUGUUUUUGAGUCACUCAGUGGUGUCACAUACCAAGAUGUACGGUGCAAACAAUAUAUAUGAUGGUAAUUCAGAAAAAACAGAAGCCACGGCUUUCAAACGUGCUGGAACAAUGGCUGCUGCUCUCAUAUUUAAAGUUGGGGAAACCAGAAGAUACAGUGACAGGGAUAGUGUUACGAUUUAUGCAGAGGCAUCUAAUGGACAAAUGCCAAACUUGGACCUUCUGAAUGUGGUGCACUAUUUGGCUGUUCACAGACAAGGUUUUCGUGUGAACAUCGCUGCAUUUAGUUCUUUGUUGAGCUCUGCAUGGCUCAGGGUUAUUGCUGAAAUUUUGCAUACUAUUGGUAGUGUGUUAAGAAAAAUAAAUCCUGACUGGAAGCUUGAUAUUGCAGUCCCUGAUUAUGUGGAAGGGACUGCAAAUCUAGCUAACUCUAUGUACAACCAGGCUCUUGGAGUGCCCACAGGGUCCCAUGGUGCUUUCCGUGAUUAUCAAGUUGAUGCGGUUUCUUUAGAAUUUUCACCAACAUUUCAUGUCAAAAAUGAGAAUGCUAAAUCUUUGUUUCUUCUGAAGGGUGGAAGGUUAAUUGAAGGAGUGGCACGUUCUGUGAACAAUCUGCUUGAGAAGUUCCAUCAGUCCUUUUUCCUGUACUUCCUUACAGGUCCAAGCAAGUUCAUUUCGGUUGGUGUGUAUAUGAUUCCGUUUGCAUUGCUUUUGGCACCUCUCCCAAUAGUUGCUGCUGCCCUUGCUGAUGGCAGUAGAAGCAUGGAAAAAACAGCGGAUAAGUUGAUAGGCGACGGUAAAACAGAUGGCAUUGCUGAUAUUUCGCAGAACAAGGGUGGAUCAUGGAAAUGGCUUCGAGCUGCAAAAGUAUUGCUUGUUGUCCAAUUAUGGGCAGUACUUGUUUCACUACUUCCAUAUUACAUUACUCAGAUACCUGAUGCCACACCUACGCAAAGCACACUCAUUUGGGUUGUGCUCUCCAUCGUCGUACUGAUCUCCCUAUCUGUCUUGUUUGGCUCACCAUACUCAACUGGUGUUGAAUGGAAACUUCUGAAGGCUACCAUGAUCACUUCCAUCUCCAUCGGAUUGGGGCUUAUGUCGAUAAUAAAUUUCGCCACUGCUCAGCUUGGUGCUCUGAUAGUGAUCCCAAUGUGUUUGUUUUCUCGGCCUCUGAAGGCAUCAGGGAUGAAUUUCCUUCCUCGGGCAGUUUUGUUGGCUUCAAAUGUAGCUUUUGCUGUGUUGGGUUUUCCUCCAGUUGCGUUGCUGAUUAUGAAAGGAGUGUCCAAGGGAUCGAGGUCGUGGACAAUAGAUGUUGGAGAUUUCUGGGUAUGGAUGGAGUUCCUGUGGGAAAGGAGCAGCGCGACGUAUCUUUACCUAUUUCUUGUACAUCUUCCCUGCUGGCUUUUGUGCGUCCUUGUGUUCCUGCACCCAUGUCACCAAUCAGAAUAUAAGCUGAAGCAGGAAUAGCUGUUUGGCAUCCAUAGUCUUGUCUUUUUGGAUGGUAAAUCUUGUAGACUAGUGUAGAAAUUUCUCACUUUCACAAACUUUUGGUUACCCAUAAUUCGGAAAUUAUUCACCCAGUUGGAGACGACUUGUAGACGAUGUAUCCUGCCUAAUGUACUGUCUGCAACAUUUUCGAAGGCAUGUUUUUAAAGCUGCUUGUUGCAGUAAUUGAUUUCUAAGUUUUUUGUU